UCAAAUGAAAAUUUGUAAGAUUUUAGAGCAGAUCGGUGUCCGUGAUUUCCUCAAUUUAAGGCCAAUUUGUAGUAUUAGAACUGUUGAAAAAUGCGUCGGGGACGAGCGCGGGCCGUGUGAAAUGCAUGCGAAAGUCGUCGGUGCGGCAAAUCAGUGCGAAAAACAUCCCAAAUGCUCCAAGUGAAAACCCCCUAAAGUGAAGAAAACUCCACUCGCACACACACACACACACGCACUCGGUAGAGACACACGGUAAAAGGAAAAGCGGUGUGUUUUGUGGGAAAACAAAGAGUGCGAAAAGUGCAAAAAGUGCGGAAAGUGAAGUGGCGGGCGUCGGAGAGCCGGAGUCCGUCGCAGGAAAAUCCGUCAGCAUGGAUGUCGAAACACAGGAAAUACGACAGGCUCGUCAACGUGCUUCCGUCAAGUGGCUGCUCUCGAAGGCCUUCAACAAUCGCGUGCCGGACAACCUGAAGGAGCCCUUCUACCGCGACCAUGAGAACCAGGAGCGCCUCAAGCCGCAGAUCAUCGUGGAGCUGGGCAACGCCACGCUCUACUGCCAGACGCUGUCCAAUCUGUACUCAGAUCCCAACUACCAAAGCAUGAACCACUGGUCAAUAAUACAGACGCUAGCGCGCAAGGGAGUUCCCGUGGCGGAAUCCUCGGACAUGCCCAUUACCGAAACGGUAUUAAUUCAAACGAAUCCGCUGCGAAUUAACGCCCACAUGUCUGUGAUAGAAUCGCUGAUGGUUUUGUAUGCGAAGGAAAUAUCGUCGGGUGACCGCGUCAUGGCGGCCAUACGAAGAAUAUCUGGCAACAACUAUCAGGCGCCUCCUGGCCAGUCCUACGAGCAAGCUCUGCUGGGCUGGAUUUCACAUGCUUGCGCCGCUCUCAAGAAGCGCAUUAUCAAGGAGGUGGACGCCGGACUGCCCGAUGAUAAUGGCUCUCGUCUGCAGACGCCGGACAUACCGCCUGUAAGGGACUUCCAGGAUCUGUGCGAUGGCAUCUGCUUGGCACUGCUCAUCUCGUACUACUGUCCAAAGGUGGUGCCGUGGACGAGUGUGCGUAUUAACUAUCUGCCGGCCGUCGAGGAUUCGAUUCACAACAUCCUGCUUGUGUGCAAUUUCUCGCAGAAGCAUCUGCCAUAUAGCGUGUUCCACAUGACGCCCGAGGAUGUAACCUAUAUGCGCGGAUCCAUGAAACUGAAUCUGGUACUGCUGCUCACGGACCUAUUCAAUCUGUUCGAGAUACACCCAGCCAAGUGUGUUUGCUACCCCGGCAUGGAUGGUCAGGAUGUCAUCGCCCGGCGCACUUUGGGCGCCAAUGAGCACGGGAUCUGCCAUCGAAGAGGGCUCACUGUACAGCCCGUCACACCCAUUCCCGAUCUGCGCAGCGAUCUCGACCAGCCGCCAGUGGGCUCGCCUCAGAAUCGACCACCGUUCCAAGUUCCGCACUCGAAUUCAUUUGGCGGCGGCUUAAAUCGCAGAUCAACCCCGCCCAACGAGUACCAGACGGUUCAGUCAAAUAAUUUCGAUGGUAAUAAUCAUGCCGAAGCCUUCGUGGUGCACAAGUCGCGUGGCAUCACCACACUCGCCUCCAUGCACUCGCAGCAGCAGCAGCAGCUCCAUCAGCAACACCAGCAGCAGCAACAGCAGCAAUACCACCAGCAGGCACCGCAGCAACACCCGUCCCAGUCGCAGCUCCAAAUUCAGCAGCAGGAGCCCUUGGUUCCGGCUCGGUUGCGCCAGGCUAAAGAAAAGACCAAUGUCGAGUCGAAGGCGGACGAGAGAGGCGAUUUUGUCGCUGCGGGUCGACCAAGUAACUGGGAACAGAGCCGCCGGCCAAGCUUUGCAGGUCGUCGAUCGCGCAGAAAUUCUUCCAGCGAGGACUCCCAGCUGACCAUCGAGAACUUUGGCGGCUCCCAGGAUCAGCUGAAUACCCUAGGGCGGUACGAACGCGAGAGGGAACGUAAGUUGUCCAACACCAGUGUGGGCAGUGCAUAUCCAGUUGAACCCGCUGUGGCCGUGCGAUCUUCGAUUGCCGAUGCUCGAGGCACCUUGCAAUUGGGCUACGACACGGAUUCGGGCUCUGAGAAGCAGGAUCGUGAAACGGAAAAGUAUUCGAUGCGCCGGCAGGUCAGUGUCGACAAUGUGCCCACGGUUUCGUCGCACAAUCUCUCGAAUACGGGCAGCCCGUUGCCGGUGGCAAGGCACAAGCAACAUUCCAGCGACAAAGACUACAGCAGCAACAGCGGCAUGACGCCGGAUGCCUACAACGACACCCGUUCCACCAGUGGCUACGACCCGGAGAGCACUCCCGUGCGCAAAUCCUCAACGAGCAGCAUGCCGGCGAGUCCCGCUGCCUGGCAGUUGGAUGUGGGAGACGACGACAUGCGAUCGCUGGAGAAUGCCAGCAAGCUGUCCACAAUUCGGAUGAAGCUGGAGGAGAAGCGUAGGCGCAUAGAGCAGGACAAGCGCAAGAUCGAGAUGGCCUUGCUGCGACACCAGGAGAAGGAGGAUCUGGAGUCGUGUCCGGACGUGAUGAAGUGGGAGACCAUGAGCAACGAAUCGAAGCGCACGCCCGACAUGGAUCCCGUUGACUUGGACAAGUACCAGCAAAGUAUCGCCAUCAUGAACAUGAAUCUGCAGGACAUUCAGCAGGAUAUUCACCGCCUGGCCACCCAGCAGAGUCAGAUGCAGGCUCAGCACCUGCAGGCCCAGCAGCUGAUGCAGGCUCAGCAGAUAGCCAACAUGCUGAACCAGCAGCAGACCUACGGGUCGCAGCAGCACCUGGCCGAUCACCAUUACCAGCAGCCGAGACCCAUGCAGCAAAGCUUUGGUUCAUCGCCGCAUCUUCCGCAGGCUUACAAUGCUCCAGUCAGUGCGUACAGCUCCCGUCCGCCCAGCCGCGAUCCCUACCAGCAGCAGCACCAGCAUCAGCAGCCACAGCCGAUGGCGAUGCCCCAGCCGAUGCAGUACGUCAACGAGCACGGGCAGUAUAUGUCGCCGCCGCAGCCCGCCCACUACAUGCAGCAGCAGCCACAGCAGCAGCCGCAGAGCAUCUACAGUGACAACGGUGCGGCGUACAACAACCACAGCAACCACUCGCCCUACGGCGGAGCCCCGCAGUAUCGGAGCAGUGUGGUAUACGACGAUUACGGACAGCCCACCAACCACUUCUAUCUGCACGAGUCGUCGCCACAGCCUCAGGCUCAUCCGCAGCGCAGGACCUGGGCUCACUCAGCGGCAGCUGCCGCCUACGAGCAGCAGCAGCAGAUCCAACCGCCUCUGGUGGAUGUUAAUGCCUGGCAGACACAGCAGCACCAGAAGCAGAAACAGACCUGGAUGAACAGACCGCCGUCGAGUGCAGGGGCUCCCAGUCCUGGCAGCUUUGUGCUGCACCAGAACGGAGGAGGUGGCGGCGGAGGCGGAGGUGGUGGCGAGCUACAGCACCUGUUUCAGGUACAGGCCUCACCUCAGCACGGCCAGCGUCAGGUGAGCGGAUCCAAUGGCGUGCAGCGCCAGCAAUCGCUGACUAACUUGCGCGACAAUCGAUCGCCCAAGGCGCCGCAGCAAAUGGGAAUGCCCAUGGUGAUGCCUAUGCAACACGAGGACAUGAUGGCGCCGCAGAGCAUUUGCUUCAUCGGUGACGAGGAGGAUGUGGAUGAGCUGGAGCGCAACAUCAUCGAAUCCAUGCAGUCGACGCGCAUCUCCGACUUUGUCCACCAGCAGCAGCAGCAGCACCAACAGCAACUUCAGCAGCAACAGCGGCUGCAGGGGCACAGUGGACGAGGCAGCAGCUCGGAGGAUUACGACAGCGGGGAGAUGAUCUCCAACAAGCUGAACAUCACCAGCGGCAAUCUCACCUACCGCAUACCCUCGCCCUCCCGUCCCUCCAUCCAAGCCAACAGCUUCCAGGAUCCCCGAGCAAUGGCAGCGGCAUCCGGCGGCGAGGACCAGCCGCCUGAGAAGGGCUUUUACAUCUCCUUCGACGAUGAGCAGCCCAAGCGACCCAAGCCACCGCUGCGCGCCAAGCGAUCGCCCAAAAAGGAGGCUCCGCCGGGAAGCAGGGACAGCGUCGAUAACCAGGCGACUCUCAAACGUGAAUCGCUUAGUCAGCUGCACAACAACAACAUCAUUGGGUUCGGUGGUGAGGAUGUGAACAGCAAGCCGAUGACCAGGCACAGCAUCCAUGGCCUAAACAACUCCAACAGUGUCAAAUCCCCCGGGAAUGCCACAUACAACAAGUACACCGAUGAGCCGCCCAUCCAACUCCGCCAGCUGGCCGCCUCGGGAGCAGUUUCGCCAACUGGCAACGAGCGUCGGCUCUUGGAGGAUUUGACCAACCAGCCACCGCAGCAGUUAAUGCAGCAACCCAUGUCGCCCACGCGACUCCAGCAGAGCAGCAACAACGCAGAGGCGGCCAAAAACAAGGCACUGGUCAUCGGAGCAGAUUCCACCAACUUGGAUCCGGACUCUGUCGAUGAGAUGGAGCGGCGCAAGGAGAAGAUCAUGCUGCUGUCCCUGCAACGUCGCCAGCAGCAGGAGGAGGCCAAGGCGCGCAAGGAGAUCGAGUCUUCCCAGAAGCGGGAAAAAGAGCGCGAGAAGGAGGAGGAGCGUUCAAGGAAGAAGGAAGAGCAAAUGGCUAGGCGAGCGGCCAUUUUGGAACAGCACAGACUCAAGAAAGCCAUCGAAGAGGCCGAGCGAGAGGGUAAAACCCUGGAUCGGCCCGAUUUGCAUGUGAAACUGCAACCCCAUUCAUCCACCUCAACGACUCCGCGACUGAGGCAGCAGCGCACCACGCGUCCCAGGCCCAAGACGAUCCAUGUGGACGAUGCCAGCGUGGACAUCAGCGAGGCUUCGAGCAUCUCUAGUCGGGGCAAGAAAGGCUCAAGCUCGAAUCUAACCGGCUACGGUCAACUAAGCUCAAAUUCAAUGAAAAGAGAUUACUACAGGGGCUCGCAAGACUCCCUCACUGUAAAAGAGUCACCCGAUGAUUAUCCCAGUACAAGUUCAACUCCGAUUGGACGACGGGGAUCGUACAAAACUUCCAGAGAGCCAGCCGGCGUAGAAAGGGGCCGCACUCUGUCGCGUAUCUCCGUCGCUAAGGGCAGCACGCUUAAUUUCCGGGGCCGAAAGUCCAAUUCGCUAAUGAAUCUGUGCGACACAGAUUCGGGACUGGGACGCGCCACUCCGCCGAGGCGUGCUCCGUCGCCUGGAAUGGGAAUGGGCGCUUCAGGUAGGCAUAUGCCAUCUCCCUCCGGACCGGGCUCUUUGCCGCCAGGUUUGAUAUCGAAACGUCGCGGAUUUGAUGAUGGAUCCAGCGAUUUCUCUUUAACUCCGAAUUUGAACAUGGAAUAUUCGGGUCCUAAACUCUAUAAACAACCAGCGGCCAAAUCGAAUCGUGGGAUUAUCCUGAACGCCGUUGAAUACUGCGUUUUCCCCGGCGUUGUCAACCGCGAGGCCAAACAGAAAGUGCUGGAGAAGAUUGCUCGCUCGGAGGCGAAGCACUUUCUGGUACUCUUCCGGGAUGCGGGCUGCCAGUUCCGCGCCCUCUACAGCUACCAGCCCGAAACGGACCAGGUAACGAAGCUGUAUGGCACUGGGCCUAGUCAAGUCGACGAAGUGAUGUUCGACAAGUUCUUCAAAUACAACUCAGGAGGCAAGUGCUUCUCGCAAGUGCACACAAAGCAUCUGACGGUGACCAUAGACGCCUUUACAAUACACAAUUCCCUGUGGCAGGGCAAGCGGGUGCAGUUGCCAAGCAAAAAGGACAUGGCGCUUGUUAUCUAAGCGGCGGGCAGGGUAUUUUUGACGGCGUCCAUCGACUCGGAUGCAGAGAGGAGGCGGUGGAGCGGUUGGGCCAACGGGCGCCUGGCGCCGUUUUGGUCGGAACAACACUAUUCUACAAGUUUGCGCAUUAAGACAUCUAUGGAAACAUAACAAAACAUAUACCGAAAGUUAUUCUGUAGAUCGCGGGUUUUGGUGUUCAUCGGGGCAUAUAUACGGCUACUUACUAUUUGCACAUGUUUGAAGGACAAGAAAACGGAAUUUACGGAAAAUAUUGUAGUGAUUAAUACAAUGCGAUUGAAUAUUUAUUUUGAAUAUAAAUGCAUAUAUCCAGCCUAAGAAUUUAUUGUUCACGCAAGCCUGAAACAGUAGGAGAACCAUCUAAAUGUAAACAAGGAACAGAUCAGAUACAGAUAACAAGUAGAAAUAACACAGCAGAGCACACUCGAAAGCCAAAAGAAUGUAAUGGAAUUUUGAAUGAAUGUAUUUUUGUUUGCAAACAGAACGCUCCGCUGAACGACGAGUAUGAGGAACAAAUGUAGAAAAUCCUUUUUAUUAAUUUGUUUUAUAUUGUUAUGAAGUUAUUCAUGUGAAAUUUUUCUUUGCCUUAGGCAGGCGGAUAUGAAAUCGUGUAUGGGCCGCAGCCAAAGUCGAAACUAAUUUUAAUGCCACUAGCUAUUUAUUUUAACACUAAUUAAUACUUACUUUUUAUGCGUAUUUAAAAAGGAAUAAUAAUACAACUAAUAUUUAAAGAUAUCUAUAUCUAUACAACCAGAAAAAGACUUUUGACUGCUGAAACGGAAAUCCAUUGUUCUUUUAGAUUUCUUUUGCAAAGUCAGAUGCACGACGAGCAGUCAGACUCUAAAAAAAAAUUCACAAAUUGUAUUGCACUCCUAACGAUUAGAGAACCCUUUCGAAUGCAUUUGCUUCCUAUGUUGAGGCUGGCUGGAAUUGACUUGUGUAACUGCCAUCGACCUUACUUUUAACUUUGUUCAAUGAUCACUUUUUAGAUUGCUCAACCGUUCGAUGCACCUGCUUGCACCUUAGUCCCUAACACCCUACACUCAUCCUGUUUUAUAAAUAAAGCGAUCGAUCAAUCCA
Messenger RNA from Drosophila suzukii, 6887 nucleotides. It is a transcript of the gene Patronin, whose product is annotated as calmodulin-regulated spectrin-associated protein patronin. Gene Ontology annotation, biological process: cytoplasmic microtubule organization; negative regulation of microtubule depolymerization; neuron projection development. Gene Ontology annotation, molecular function: calmodulin binding; microtubule minus-end binding; spectrin binding. Gene Ontology annotation, cellular component: microtubule minus-end. NCBI's taxonomy places the organism in Eukaryota, Metazoa, Arthropoda, Insecta, Diptera, Drosophilidae. The record is from RefSeq and is a predicted model, not a curated record.